Messenger RNA from Plasmopara halstedii, 5352 nucleotides. RefSeq names its product intraflagellar transport protein 172. Bases 1 to 5352 code for a protein of 1783 amino acids. The transcript is spliced from 2 exons. Gene Ontology annotation, molecular function: protein binding. Gene Ontology annotation, biological process: intraciliary transport. The record is from RefSeq and is a predicted model, not a curated record. Lineage: Eukaryota; Oomycota; Peronosporomycetes; Peronosporales; Peronosporaceae. Gene Ontology annotation, cellular component: intraciliary transport particle B; ciliary basal body; axoneme.
AUGCAAUUGCGCCAUUUGACUUCACUACUCCAGGCUACGGAGGGCAUGUGCAAAGUCACUGCCAUUGCCUACUCUCCAAAUAAUCGCAGAUUGGCCGUAGUAACAGUGGAUCGUGUUGUGCACCUAUUCGAUGGGCAAACUGGAGAGCGCAAGGACAAAUUCUCGACAAAACCGGCGGAUAAAGGUGAUAAGCAUUAUAUUGUGCGCGCACUUGAGUUUUCGCCAGAUUCGUGUAAACUCGCGGUAGCUCAGAGCGACAAUAUCAUCUUUGUUUACAAGAUUGGUUUAGAGUUUGGGGACAAGAAGAGCAUUUGUAACAAAUUUCCACAGACAAGUUCUGUGACGUCACUGACAUGGCCAAGUACGCACCCAAAUGAGAUUGUUUUUGGUCUUGCAGACGGCAAAGUGAAGAUUGGCCACUUGCGUAGCAACAAACCAGCUACGCUAUACGCAACAGGAUCCUACGUGUCUCAAGUGUGCAGCAAUCCAGAUGGUACUGCUAUACUUUCAGCACAUUAUGAUGGAGCUAUUUACCGUUUCAUCUUCGACGAUGUGACUGGUGGUCCUACGCACGCAAAACUGGUGGUGCACUCGUGUAUACCGUACGCGCUCUCAUGGGGUGACAGCAUUGUUGCCGCGGGAAAUGAUCGUCGAGUUUCAUUCUAUGAUAAAGAUGGCGCCCAAUUGCGCACGUUCGAUUACUCGAGCGAUGACAAAUGCGGAGAGUUCACAUGCAGUGUGUUCAAUCCGACGGGUGAGUCUGCUGUUGUUGGUAAUUUUAAUUCGUUUUACACGUUUCAUUAUAAGCAUAAAACCGAGUCGUGGGAGCUCGUAGGUGCAAAAAGGAUACCGAAUCUAUAUUCGGUCACAGCACUUGCCUGGAAACCUGAUGGUAGUCGUCUGGCCGUUGGGUCAGUUUGUGGAGCUCUGGAUCUGUACGAUGCUUGUGUUCGGCGCUACCGUUAUAAAGGCAAGUUCGAGUUUACAUACGUGUCGCUAAGUCAAGUGAUUGUUAAACGGCUCGCGACUGGAGCCAGAGUUAUUGUGCGUUCUGCUUUUGGUUGUGAAAUUACCAAGAUAAAUGUCUUUCAAGAUCGCUAUCUCGUCGGCAAUACAACCAAUACACUCUUGGCGGUCGAUCUUGACACUGCUCACAUCAGUGAGGUUCAAUGGCAGUCCACUGGUGCUGAGAAGUACAUGUUCGAUAACGAAAGUGUUUGCAUCGUUUACCAAGCAGGGGAGCUGUCCCUGAUCGAGUAUGGUCAAAACGAGCUCUUAGGCUCCGUGAGAACGGAGCAUCUGAAUACGCACCUACUCAGUGUGCGCAUUAAUGAGCGACCUGUACGUGUUAUGACACCAGAUAAUGGUGACGCAGGGCCACCCCAAGAGAACAAAAAGAUUGCUUAUCUUUUAGAUUUGCAGACGAUCUGUAUCACAGAUCUCCACACCCAUAGUGCCUCCACAGUUAAUCAUGAUUCCCGUGUCGAUUGGAUGGAGCUCAACUCGCGUGGAAACUUGCUUUUAUUUCGUGAUAAACGCCGACAACUCCAUCUCUUUGAUCUCGAAACGCAGAAGCGCAGUACGCUGCUAAAUUACUGCAACUAUGUUCAGUGGGUACCUGAUUCGGACGUCGUCGUAGCACAAAACCGUAAUAACCUUUCUGUUUGGUACAACAUCCGUUCGCCGGACAAAGCCACAAUUUACCAAAUUAAAGGAGAUGUCGAGCAAAUCGAGCGUGGAAACGGACGUACCGAAGUAAUUGUCGACGAAGGAAUGAACACGGCUUCAUAUCAACUAGACGAGUCAUUGAUAUCCUUUGGUGCUGCUGUCGAUGAUAGACAGUUAGUCAAGGCCAUGUCGAUUCUUGAGCCACUUGAACUUACUCCUGAGGUUGAAGCCAUGUGGAGUCAAUUGAGCCAAGAAGCGUUGGCAUAUAAUGAUCAUCGAAUUGCCGAACGCUGUGCCGCAGCGUUAGGAGACGUCGCGCGUUCGAGGUAUUUACGGAAGCUCAAUAAAUUGGACUGGCAGGAACUAGACCGCCUCAACGGACUUGCUCACUGGAAAGUUCGUGCGCGACUUGCUGUACUCAAGAACGACUAUCGCAGUGCGGAGCAUUUGCUUUUAGCGCAGGGUCAAGUUGACGAGGCGAUUGAAAUGUACCAACACUUGCACAAAUGGGAAGAUGCCAUUCGAGUUGCGGAGGUCAAGAACCACGCUGGAUGCGACCAGAUGAAACGAAGCUACUAUGAUUACCUGGUGGAAUCACGGCAGGAAGAAAAAGCUGCUGCCGUAAAAGUCAAAGACGGCGACUAUGCGAGUGCCGUGAGUCUAUAUUUGAAAGGUGGGCUACCAGCUAAAGCAGCUCAGCUUUUAAAUCAAAGAAAUCUUGGUCGUGACCACAAGCAACUCAUGGAGACGGUUGCCGACGCAUUAUACUCGGCUGGUAUGUUCGAGAAGGCUGGUGACCAAUUUGAGCGAAUGGAGCAAGAAAGCCGCGCUCUUGCUGCAUACAUUAAAGCAAAUGCUUUUCGGAAAGCGGUCGAGUUAUCGCGAAAACAUUUUCCAGACAAGGUUUUACGUCUAGAGGAGGCUUGGGGUGACUACCUUGUCUCCCAGAAGCAAAUGGACAUGGCAAUUAAUCAUUAUAUUGAAGGCAACGUGCCGACCAAAGCAGUAGAGGCGGCACUUAACUCCAGGCAGUGGGCCAAAGCAAGUCAACUAGUCGAAACACUGGAGGAUGAUGUUUCUUUACCAUACUUCCGUCGACUUGCACGCCACUACCAGGAAGCCGGCAAUUUGGAACAGGCUGAGCGAUGCUUUAUUAAAGCUGAUGCUGCUCGAGAUGCAGUUGAGAUGUAUACGCGAGCCAACAAGUGGGAUGCUGCAUACCAAGUUGCCUUAAAUCACUUGGACAAAUAUGAGACCGAGCGUUUGUACGUCGAGCAAGCGCACCGCAUGGAGCGUGCCGGCAAGCUCAAAGAGGCAGAAAAACUUUUUCUGACAGUCAAUGAGCCCGACCUUGCCAUUAAUAUGUAUAAGAACCACAAGAACUAUGAGCAGAUGAUUCGACUCGUGACGAAGUACCGCAAAGAUCUGCUCAAGGACACGCACAUGUACCUUGCCCAACAGCUCGAACACGAGGGGAACUACAAGGAAGCUGAACAUCACUUUGCGGAAGCAGGUGAAUGGCAGUCAGCCGUCAACAUGUUUCGCUCAAACGACAUGUGGGACGAAGCUAUUCGUGUCGCCAAGUUCCACGGCGGUAUUAACGCGUCAAAGCGUGUGGCUUAUGCUUGGGCAAUGGAGUUAGGUGGUGAGCAAGGGGGAAAGCUUCUCACUCGCCUUGGGCUCAUUGAACCUGCUAUUGAUUACGCUGUUGAAAGCGGUGCAUUUGAACAUGCCUUCGAGCUGGCACGCAACUGCGCGUCCAAAAAAUUGCCGGAGGUGCAUUUAAAGCACGCGCUAUUUCUUGAAGACGAGGAACGCUUCAAAGAAGCUGAAGAGGAGUUUAUCAAAGCGGGAAAACCCCGUGAAGCUCUGGACAUGUAUGUACAUCAGCAGGAUUGGCAGAAUGCCAUGCGCGUCGCGGAGACUGCAGACCCGGCCUCCGUUGCUGAUGUGUUUCUUGCGCAAGCGCGACUUUGGGUUGAGCGUAAGGAAUACCAACGGGCAGAAGGUUUCUUUCUUAGCGCUGGUAAGCCCGAAAUGGCUCUAGCUGCAUAUUUAGAGGCUGCAAUGUGGGUCGACGCUGUGCAAAUAGCAAAGCGCCAUUUACCUCAUAAGCUGAUGGAGGUAAACAUGGCCCAUCAGCGAGCCAUCUUUUCAGGUGGACCCAAGAAAAAAGAAGAGCUGAUUGAGGCGUGUGAGAUGUGGGUUGCGUCGCAGCAGUAUGUACAGGCAAUUGAUGCGUAUUUGUCAAUUACUAUUAACCAAUUAAGCGAUCUUGGGGAGCUUGAAGAAGUAUGGACAAAAGCUAUUGAGCUUUGUGCUAAGCAUGACCCAAGCCGCUACAAGUCGAUUGUAGAAGAAGUGGCGUCACGACUUCUGGGUAUGUCGUGUUUCGAUGCCGCUGCUCGACACUACCAGUCAAUCGACAUGAUGAAUGAGGCGCUCGAUUGUUUCCUUCGCGUCAAUAACUGGCCUGCCGCGCAAAAGCUGUGUGAACAGCUUGCUCCCGAGCUGCUACCUCGCCUUGAACGAGCGCAACAGGCCAGUGCAUUCGGGUCAGCUACUCAUCACUCUGCUGAAGCAAAGAUGACUGGAAGUUCGUACACUCCUUCAGCCGACAUCAAGGUGCAAGAUAUUCCAGAAAAGAAGGAAUCAAAGCAUAAUAUAGAAAGUGAUGGCGCUGGACGCGGUUCCAGUGCUCUCGAGGCGUGGAUGCAGCGUGGAGAAUGGGACAAAGUUUUGUCUUCGGCAGCCAAGCACAGUCGUGAAUCACUUGCUAAAUACCUGGUACUACGAUGCUCGCGACUGUGCGAGCACAACGAGACAGCUACUGCAAUCAGGACGAUAUCAGACUAUGGCAUCCCACUCGAAUCGGACUCGCUAGACAUGGUGGAAAAUCUUGUCCAGAAGGUGCUAGCAUCUGAUCACACAAUUGAAGCGAAUACAGAUCACCAGACAGCGCUGCAGGAGCUGAUUAAAUGUCUGCGUAAGCUGGUGAAGGACCUUCGGACUAACGGGAAAGAAUUUUUGAAGUCAAGAGUACAAAAGAUUGAGCAGUGGCUGCUAGUGACACACUAUUUUGUAUUGAAACAUCAAGCAGCGAAUGCUGAAUUGGAUGACGUUGUUGCCAAGAUCAGUAUGUCACUGCUUCGAUUUGUAGACGUCCUUCCUGCCGACAAGAUGUUCUACCUUGCUGGUGUUGCUACCAGAAAGAAGAAAUGGCUAAGUGCUGCCUUUGUCUAUUUUAACCGCUAUCUUGACUUGUGCGAGGCUAUUGACGACGGCGACGCUAGCAACCUGGACAACACUGACUUCAUUGGAACAGACAUUCCUUCACCGCUUGAUUUUGCGUUACCUGAGGUGCAUUAUCUUGCUGACGAAAGCGCCCGCGAAGAAAUUCGCGACUGGGUGUUGACAAUUUCCAUGGACCAACAGGUGGCUGAGAAGCUACCGGAACGCGCAUGUUUGAAUUGCAAAGCCAGCAUUUACGAGGCAUCGCUUCAGUGUUCAGAGUGCAAGGCGACAUCUGAGUCAUGCAUUAUCACGGGUUUUCCUGUAGCUGCUAAGAUGAUUGUCCACUGUGCUACUUGCAAGGUCGUUGCCGAUCGAGAGAUGUGGAACAAGUGGAUUAAGCAAUUUGGUAACUGUCCGUGGUGCUCAGCUCCACAAAAAAUGAGCUAUUGA